Molecule: messenger RNA, 1087 nt
Organism: Larimichthys crocea (large yellow croaker)
Lineage: Eukaryota; Metazoa; Chordata; Actinopteri; Sciaenidae
Product: C-type lectin domain family 12 member B-like
Exons: 4
Coding region: 157-648 (163 amino acids)
Biological process (GO): regulation of natural killer cell mediated cytotoxicity
Cellular component (GO): cell surface; plasma membrane
Molecular function (GO): signaling receptor activity
Source: RefSeq, a predicted model, not a curated record
AAAGAUCGACUCCUCCAAGAGAAAGACAAACUGCUUCAAGAGAAAGAUCAACUCCUCCAAGAGAAAGACAAACUGGGUCAAGAGAAAGAUCGACUCCUCCAAGAGAAGGACAAACUUGGUCAAGAGAAAGAUCGACUCCUCCAAGAGAAGGACAAAAUGAAUCAGGAGAAAGGUCGACUCCUCCAAGAGAACGAUCGACUCUUCCAAGAGAAUGACAAGCUGAAUCAGGAGAAAGGUCAACUGACCCAGAACAUGAAAAUGCUAGAGGACAGGCUAAAUGGGACGAUCAGCAAACUAGAAAAACGAAUACAGGAACUUCAGACAAAAGGAACUGAUAGGCCAAACACCAAAUGCUGUCCCCCGAGAUGGCAGACAUACAGGUCCUCCUGUUACCAGCUUUCCUCUACGACAAACACCUGGUAUUAUGCCUACAGGGACUGCCAGUCGAAAGGAGCUCAUUUGGUGACUGACAAUAAUGCAUUGAAAAAGAGAUUUGUCCAUGCUUUUGGAUAUAGACACGAAAUGUGGGUGGACACACCGACAACAAGAUUUCAUGAUUGUUAUUGUCCAUCUGUCGACGCGUCACACACUUCCUUGGUCCUGCAUGACUGUUACGAGCAUAAGUAUUGGAUGUGUAAGAAGAACUGAUACACCGGCUCUAACCGUCAAACAACAAACACUUCAGCAAUCAGUUUCUCUCCUCUAUCACACAAAUAGACAAAUCUAUUCUUUUAUUUGUUAUAAUUGUCUCAUCAUAAGUCUCGACCCUUUUUGCUCUGUGCUCCAGUAACAGUCGAGCAAACCUUGAUCAGCUUUCUCCUUUCCUGUACUUAUAUAUAUACUAUUUAUACACUUAAAGUUAAUGUUAGAAAAACAUUAUUUAACUACCUUACUAAUGUGACUUUUAUUUUUUAACCAUCUUCAACAUUGAGCAUGUAGCAUAUCUGAGUACAGAAAAGAAGAAAGUUGACCAAGGCUUUCCCCAUUGUUAUUGAAGCACCGAGGACUUUCCAGACUUAAGACUGGAAUCAUUGAUUUUAUAUCGUAAUGACUUGUUUAUUUUAAUGCGCCUGUACAAUUUCAUGAU